Gymnogyps californianus (California condor) is the source of this 921-nucleotide messenger RNA. RefSeq names its product forkhead box B2 (gene FOXB2). Gene Ontology annotation, biological process: regulation of transcription by RNA polymerase II; anatomical structure morphogenesis; cell differentiation. The record is from RefSeq and is a predicted model, not a curated record. NCBI's taxonomy places the organism in Eukaryota, Metazoa, Chordata, Aves, Accipitriformes, Cathartidae. Gene Ontology annotation, molecular function: RNA polymerase II cis-regulatory region sequence-specific DNA binding; DNA-binding transcription factor activity, RNA polymerase II-specific.
AUGCCCAGGCCGGGGAAGAGCUCGUACAGCGACCAGAAGCCGCCCUACUCCUACAUCUCCCUGACGGCCAUGGCCAUCCAGCACUCGGCCGAGAAGAUGCUGCCCCUGAGCGACAUCUACAAGUUCAUCAUGGAGCGGUUCCCCUACUACCGGGAGCAUACGCAGCGCUGGCAGAACUCCCUCCGCCACAACCUCUCCUUCAACGACUGCUUCAUCAAGAUACCGCGCCGCCCCGACCAGCCGGGCAAGGGCAGCUUCUGGGCGCUGCACCCGGACUGCGGGGACAUGUUUGAAAACGGCAGCUUCCUCCGCCGCCGCAAGCGCUUCAAGGUCCUGCGCCCCGAGCAUCACCUGCCCGCUCCCCCGGGCAAGGUGCCGGGGCUGGCGGGCUCCGAGGCGGCCGUGGCCGCCGCCGCGGCCGCCGCCGCCGUGGGGAGGCUGCCGCAGUUCUCGCCCUACGGGAGCAGCCAGCCGUCGGGCUUCAAGCAUCCCUUCGCCAUCGAGAACAUCAUCGGCAGAGAUUACAAGGGCGUGCUGCAGGCCGGCGGGCUGCCGCUGGCCUCGGUGAUGCACCACCUGGGCUACCCGGUGCCCAGUCAGCUCAGCAGCGUGGUGAGCUCCAUGUGGCCGCGUGGGGUGAUGGACUCCGUGGCCGGCGUGCCCGUGUCCCCCGACUACGGACCCUUCGGGGUGCCCAUGAAGGCGCUCUGCCACCCGCCGGCACAGACCAUGCCCGCCGUCCCGGUGCCCAUCAAGCCGGCGCCGGCGAUGCCCGCUGCCUCGGCCAUCCCCGCUCUGACGGUCGCCGCCUCGCAGAUCUGCCCCGCCGCUUCGCCGGCCGCUGCUUCGCUGCUGGAACAGACCGCGAGCAACACCCCCGAGGGCAAGGGCUCCCUCCACUCCGUCCUGGUGCACUCCUAA